This is a messenger RNA of Penaeus monodon (black tiger shrimp), 1048 nucleotides long. Its product is annotated as calphotin-like. The record is from RefSeq and is a predicted model, not a curated record. Lineage: Eukaryota; Metazoa; Arthropoda; Malacostraca; Decapoda; Penaeidae.
GUGGUGUUUGCCGUCGUAGCCGCCGUGCAGGUGGAGUGCGCGCCCAACCAGCUGUGGCCAGCUGCCCCGAAGCCGUCUUCCUUCGCGCCCACCAAGAAGCCCAUCUUCGGGGCCAAGGAGGCACCGGCGAAGGUGGACAACGCCCUGGCCAACCAGCAAGCCUACGAGCAGUUCAUCAAUACGUGGCUUCAGCAGGCGAGUCUCACCCUCAACCGGCCGGAUCUCCUGAAGUUCCUGAAGCCGAUCGCAACGGCCACCGCCCCGACGCCGGCUCCAGCGGCCGCGCCUGCCAUCGGGCAAAGCGUCGUCCCCAGCCUCGCUGAACCAGAGGUCGCUAUCGCGCUGGAUGAGGUCGUCCCGUCGGUGGCAGUUGAAGAGGCUCCCGCUGAGCCAUCUCCGUCCCCUGCCGAUGUCUUCGUUGAGACACAGGACGCCGCUGCUCCUGCCGAGGAAUUGCCCUUCUUCCAGGAUGUGCUGGUUGCUGGCGAAGUCGAGGUGGGCCCCGUCGCUGAGGUCGCCCCCAUGGCCGCUGAAGCCGAGGUCGCCCCCGUGGCCGCUGAAGCCGAGGUCGUCCCCAUGGCCGCCGAAGCCGAGGUCGUCCCCGUGGCCGCCGAAGCCGAGGUCGCCCCCAUGGCCGCUGAAGCCGAGGUCGUUCCCAUGGCCGCCGAAGCCGAGGUCGUCCUCGUGGCCGCCGAAGCCGAGGCUCAAGGCAUCCCAGUUGAGGCAGAGCCGAGCCCCGUGGCCGCCGAGGCUGAGGUAGUUCUCGAGCCCCUGGUGGCAGCCGAGGCCCCCCCGUCGCUGGCAGAGCUGGACGCCAGCACCGUCCUCCUCGCCACCGAGGCCCCCCUGCCCCUUUUCCCCUCGUCCCCGAGCCCGUCGCCGAGGAGCCCCGGCAGGAGUCCGCCCCAACAGCCAGGAGUUUCAGCUCCGUGAACCGCGUGCUGGAAGUGGCCCCGGCGGAAGAGCCGACGCCAGUGGCCCAGCCCGCCUCGGCAGUACAGCAGGCUGUCCCUGUCACGAACCCUGCCUUCCCCGGCGCCGUCUUCUU